Gadus macrocephalus (Pacific cod) is the source of this 2378-nucleotide messenger RNA. RefSeq names its product aldehyde dehydrogenase 1A1-like. Lineage: Eukaryota; Metazoa; Chordata; Actinopteri; Gadiformes; Gadidae. The transcript is spliced from 14 exons. Gene Ontology annotation, molecular function: benzaldehyde dehydrogenase (NAD+) activity. The record is from RefSeq and is a predicted model, not a curated record. Bases 161 to 1810 code for a protein of 549 amino acids.
GAGGAGAAAGUAGGAGUUGUCAUGGACGACGUGGAGCCGGUAUAUAAGGGACGUGGAUCAGCGGUGGGUUCGAGCUCAGCCUUCGACAGGUCCCUCGAGGAGAAGACGACACGCGGAGGACGGGACUGGGACGACAGCGGUCGCGCGAGGAGUGUAAACGAUGCCUGUGGUUGGAGUGGAGAUCUCUCAGAGCUCAGAUGAUAAAGACGCCGAUAUGACCUCCAAGCUCAUCAAGGACCAGCAGAACCCAUCUGGUAACGGGCACAGUCAUCCGGACCCAGGCCAGACCCCGAACCACCGACCCCCGCACGCAGACGCCCCACCGGCUCUGCCCGCGCCCAUCCCCGACCUGUGCAUCCAGCACACUAAGCUUUUCAUCAACAACGAGUGGCAUGAGUCGGUGAGUGGGAGGAAGAUUCCGGUGCGUAAUCCCGCGACUGGGGAGCUGCUCUGCGAGGUAGAGGAGGCAGACGCAGAGGACAUUGACAAGGCGGUGAUGAGCGCGAGAGCCGCCUUCGAGUUGGGGUCGCCGUGGCGAUCCAUGGACGCCUCCGACCGCGGCCGCCUGCUCAACAAACUGGCCGACCUGGUGGAGCGAGACCACCUGCUGCUGGCUACGUUGGAAGCUCUGGACUCUGGGAAGGUGUUCCUGGUGGCCUUCUUUGUAGAUCUGGUAGCCACCAUUAAAACCUUGAGGUACUACGCUGGCUGGGCGGACAAGAUCCAUGGUAAAACCAUCCCCAUUGAUGGGGAUUAUUUUACUUACACACGGCAUGAGCCUAUUGGAGUGUGUGGCCAGAUAAUACCUUGGAACUUCCCCUUGAUGAUGUUCUCGUGGAAGAUCGCUCCGGCUCUGUGCUCCGGGAACACGGUGGUGAUCAAACCCGCUGAACAGACCCCCCUCACCGCCCUGCACAUGGCCGCGCUCAUCAAAGAGGCGGGGUUUCCUCCCGGGGUGGUGAACGUGGUGCCCGGGUACGGCCCCACAGCGGGGUCGGCCAUCUCCCAUCACAUGGACAUCGACAAAGUGGCCUUCAGUGGUUCAACAGCUGUUGGAAAACUCAUACAGAGAGCUGCAGGUGACACCAACCUGAAAAGAGUCACACUGGAACUGGGAGGCAAGAAUCCCAUAAUAGUCUUUGCUGACUGUGACUUGGAGCAGGCGGUGGAACAGGCCCACAGCGGGCUGUUCUUCAACCAGGGCCAGUGCUGCGUGGCCGGGUCCCGGCUGUUUGUGGAAGAGCCCAUCUACGAGACGUUUGUGCGUCGCAGUGUGGAGAAGGCCCGCUCCAAGGUCCUGGGAGACCCGCUGACGCCCGGGGUGGACCAGGGACCACAGAUCGACCGUAAGCAGUUUGAUAAGAUCCUGGAACUGGUGGAGAGCGGGCAGAGGGAGGGGGCCACGUUGGAGUGUGGCGGGGCCCCCUGGGGCCAGCAGGGCCUCUACAUCCAGCCCACCGUCUUCUCCAACGUCACCGAUGACAUGCGCAUCGCCAAGGAAGAGAUCUUCGGCCCGGUGCAGCAGAUCAUGUGCUUCAGCAGCGUGGAGGAAGUGGUCACGAGAGCCAACGCCACGCACUACGGGCUGGCAGCAGGCCUGUUCACCAGCGACAUCGACAAAGCCUUCACCGUCUCCGCCGCCUUGCAGGCAGGCGUCGUCUGGGUGAACUGCUACAAUGCUAUGAGUGUCAUGUGCCCAUUUGGCGGUUUCAAAAUGUCCGGGAACGGAAGGGAACUGGGGGAAUAUGCUCUUCAAGAGUACACUGAAAUCAAGGCGAUCACGAUCAAAAUCUCCAAGAAGAACUCAUAAAAUGGCGAUGAUUUCGGAUUCACUUCUGGUCUGGAGCCAACCCCCAUUUUAAAAUUUCUCAAUUUACUUUUUAAAGAAAAAAACUAUUAUUUUUAAUGUUAAUACGACGAUGUCCAUACCAUCGUAGUAUACUAGAUACUAUGCAUACGGUAUUUGAUGAACAGUUACAUGUAUGUAAACUAGCACAUCUGGCACGAAAUGGAGGGUGACAUUUUGUACAAUAUUGUUUUAAGACGACAAUGAAUGAUCAUACAUUAUAUGAUUUUAUUAGCUGCUUUACAAAAACUUCAUAGAAAUACAUUAAACAAGUUAUUUACAGCGCAUGUGAUUUCUUAAUGAAAUCAGUAAAACGGUCGACCUUUAACCUAUAACCCACAUUAACCCAGUUCUCCACAUCACUGCAGUAAAUGUUUGCUAUAACUGUAUAUUUUAACAACUUUUUAAAUUUUACAAAUAUGUAAUAAAAGUGGUAUUUCUAGACUCAUAAGGCUGUCAUAAGGCACAAAUAUAUUGUCCCGUUGGAUUUCUCUUUAACGAAUCGGUAAUAAAGGUGAUAUUGUCAGAUGCU